UGAUUUUUGCAUUUCCGGGGGAGAGACCUGUAUGUAAACAAUACAGAUCUCUCCCCUGUCAGCUCCUGCACAUUGCUUUGUAUUGCUCUGCAUAGCAGAGCAAUACAAAGAAAUGUGCUGACACCGUAAAGCACACACACAGCACACAGUAAAACACAACACAGUACACAGUUAACCCUUUGAUCGCCCCAGAUGUUAACCCCUUCCUAUCUAGUGUCAUUAGUACAAUGUCAGUGCUUUGUAUUACCACUGAUCACUGUAUUGGUGUCACUGGGGAUGUCAGUGACAGUAGUUAGUUCCCCCCAAGUGUCAGAAUGCCCGCCGCAGUCCCACUCU
Staurois parvus is the source of this 336-nucleotide messenger RNA. The record is from the annotation of a GenBank genome assembly. Lineage: Eukaryota; Metazoa; Chordata; Amphibia; Anura; Ranidae.